Molecule: messenger RNA, 1101 nt
Organism: Spinacia oleracea (spinach)
Lineage: Eukaryota; Viridiplantae; Streptophyta; Magnoliopsida; Caryophyllales; Amaranthaceae
Product: probable pyridoxal 5'-phosphate synthase subunit PDX2
Exons: 7
Coding region: 108-890 (260 amino acids)
Biological process (GO): pyridoxine metabolic process; pyridoxal 5'-phosphate biosynthetic process
Cellular component (GO): glutaminase complex; cytosol
Molecular function (GO): glutaminase activity
Source: RefSeq, a predicted model, not a curated record
ACGUACGGCUUCAACAUUUGCUUCAUUCUCCACUCCUCAAUUUCCAUCAUAUAAAUACUCCCAACACACAUUCUUUUUGAUUUACAAGAACAAACACAAACACAAACAUGGCAAUUGGUGUUCUUGCUUUCCAGGGCUCUUUUAACGAACACAUAGCAGUACUGAGAAGGAUAGGAGUGAAAGGAGUGGAAAUUAGGAAGCCUGAACAGUUACAGAAUGUUGCUGCCCUCAUCAUUCCUGGUGGUGAAAGUACCACCAUGGCUAAACUCGCCGAGUUUCACAACAUGUUUCCUGCAUUGAGGGAAUUCGUGAAGAUGGGGAAGCCAGUGUGGGGAACAUGUGCAGGGUUGAUUUUCUUGGCAAAUAAAGUUGUUGGUCAGAAAGCUGGUGGGCAGGAACUUGUUGGCGGUCUUGACUGCACAGUUCACAGGAACUUCUUUGGUAGCCAGAUUCAGAGUUUUGAGGCAGAAAUCUCUGUGCCUCAUAUAGCAGAUAAAGAAGGGGGCCCUCCAGGUUUCCGUGGUGUAUUUAUCCGUGCUCCUGCUAUCCUUGAAGUUGGUCCGGAAGUUGAUGUUUUGGCAGAAGUUCCUGUUCCGGACAAAGUAAAGAAUUCAGACAUAGCAAAGGAGAUUCAAGAGGUGAAUCCUGAAUGUCUAAAUAAAGUGGCUGUAGCUGUAAAGCAAGGGAAUCUGCUAGGAACGGCCUUCCAUCCAGAAUUGACUGCUGAUAGCAGAUGGCAUAUGUACUUCGUAAAGAUGGUAAAUGAUCAAAGUGAGGAGGCCAAGAUCGAGACCGAGACCGAGACCGAGACCUCAAGCAAUAUCAUCAAAUCAGGAGACUCGAGUGCCUUGCAAGAUCCGAAAAUUGAACUCCCCAUUUAUUUGCCUUAGCAGAGUAUUCUCUUAUAGCCUGCUUCUAAUUUCAAAGAUUUUAUUAGGAUAGUCUCAGGAAGAUAUAGUCAUAUUGGAUUCUGCUUAUAAAAUGAAUUAGAAAUUUGGUAUAGUAACUAUGCCUACCCUGUAUUCACUGCCCAGAAUUCCUUGCUUUUAUCAAAAUUUCUGUCAGUAAGUUUAAUGGCUGAAUUUCAACAGCUAUGUAGCA